AUGCGUGCUCACAAACUAGCGCUCAUGCGCGUUUGCGAAGAAGCGCUCAUGCGUGCUCACGGAGAAGCGCUCAUGCGUGCCCACGGAGAAGCGCUCAUGCGUGCUCACGGAGAAGCGCUCAUGCGUCCUCACGAAGAAGCGCUCAUGCGCGCUCACGAAGAAGCGCUCAUGCGUGCUCACGAAGAAGCGCUCAUGCGUGCUCGCGAAGAAGCGCUCAUGCGUGCUCACGGAGAAGCGCUCAUGCGUGCUCACGGAGAAGCGCUCAUGCGUGCUCACGGAGAAGCGCUCAUGCGUGCUCACGAAGAAGCGCUCAUGCGUGCUCACGAAGAAGCGCUCAUGCGUGCUCACGAAGAAGCGCUCAUGCGUGCUCACGGAGAAGCGCUCAUGCGUGCUCACGAAAAACGCUCAUGCGUGCUCACGAAGAAACACUCAUGCGUGCUCACGAAGAAACACUCAUGCGUGCUCACGAAGAAGUGCUCAUGCGUGCUCACGAAGAAGCACUCAUGCGGGCUCACAAAGAAGUGCUCAUGCAUGCUCACAAAAAAGCGCUCUUGCGUGCUCACCAUGGAGACAAGAGAGCCACCUCAUAUGCUCAAAGAAUGA
This is a messenger RNA of Hyalella azteca, 603 nucleotides long. Its product is annotated as testis-specific H1 histone-like. NCBI's taxonomy places the organism in Eukaryota, Metazoa, Arthropoda, Malacostraca, Amphipoda, Hyalellidae. The coding region runs from base 1 to 603 and encodes 200 amino acids. The record is from RefSeq and is a predicted model, not a curated record. The transcript is spliced from 2 exons.